GACAGUCCAAAAAAGCUUUUUUCUUUUUACUUUUUACUUUUUAAAAGAGCAAAAACAACCUAAAAAAAGACCUGUUGCUUUAAUAUAAAUCAUUGAUAGCGCAGAGUAAUUCUUUAUAAAACACUUGAUCUUGUCUGAUCUUUGAAAAUACCCCUUCUUCUCUUUCUCACUUUUAUAUUUUCAUACUUUUACACACACACACGCGCACACACACAAAUUUAUAAACAAUGGGAGGAGUUACUAUUGCACAUCAACCCGUAUCCACGACCGAAGUGGUCGAAGACAAUUAUUACCCUACCACUGACUCAGAUACAGCAGCUGAGAACGAGCAGUACAACCAACUGUUGGUUGCUGCUGCUGCUGCUGCUGCCGUGGCUUCUAAUGAACAAUGGUCCGAGAACCUAUCUUCAGUUGAAGAUUUAACAAGUGAAGUUCAAGAGUUAAUGAUGAGAGAAUCCAUUAAUUCCUGGCUUCAACCAUGGAUGGCUGAAAAUGCCGCUUGUCUCGCAGAGUUGGAUAACCAAAUAUAUGCUCAGUCUAUUCAACUUGAAGAUCUGUUCAGUCAAGAUGACAUGAAUUUAUCAUCUGGUAUGGUUCAACAAUCUUUGUAUGACGAGAUGACAUUUGCUCCUGAAGACAUGUCAUUGACUAUGAGCGCACCCACCUCUUCAGCAUCUUCACCCAACACAUCUGCUCAAGUCAGCCCUGUCGUUUACCCUCUUACCACAGAUGACAUCCAAGUGAACAUCGAACACGACGAAGCAAUUGAAAGAUUAGAUGAACCUAUCAAUGUUCUGAAGCGUAGACGAAGUUCUACAAGUUCUGAUGAUUCUACAGACGAUGAUUCUUCAUCAGCUGAAGAAGACGACGAUCAAGAUGACUCUGAUUCUGAAAACGAAGACGUCGUUAUCCCUACUACCGUUGCAAACUUGAACAGUCGUCGACGCAUGAGUUACUCUUCUGAAUCUGAUUCUGAGGAUGAACCUACAAUUCACAGACGCUCUCGUGCCUGUUCUCCUAUAGCUAACCCUUACAUGUACAUGCACAAACGUCAAAUUGAAGAAACCCUGUUGGAUCGUAUCACCAAUAGCUUGCAUCCUGACAAACUACCUGGUAUCCUGUCCAUCCUGGCAUCCGAAAAACCAGAUCAGCAGGAAGAUGAGGUUGAAAUCGAUUUGUCGUGUCUGGCACGCGAACAAUUGGUUCAAAUCUUGUUUUAUGUUGAUGCCUGUAUUGUAGAGCAAAACGGUGGACCUGCGGUAAACAUUGAUGAUUUUGUCAUGGAAAAGAAGUCAUCCAAAAAGAAUAACCGUCCCGUUCAAGAAGAAAGAAGUCGUCAAACCAAGUCACGUAGAGCGAGAAGACCAAGAAAGCCAAGAACUAAGAGCAGAGCAGAACUCACCGAAGACUUGGACGCUGACUCUUCCUUGAGUGAGGACGAUUGUGAUCCAUUAUCUGUUGAUAAUGUCGUUAGUCUUGGUGGCCCCAUCUCCAUGGCCUCUCUGACAAAGAAGCAUAAAUCCUCACGACCUCCAACAUCUACCACAAAGAGCGGUCGAAGAAAGGCUAGUAAAGGAGGAAACAAGCAUAGAAAUCGUCGCAAGUCUGAAGAUGAUGAAGACGUGUCCUCUUCUGUUACUGUCAUCCAAGAUCCUAGUAGCAUUGCUUCUUCAAGGCCAAAGAGACGUGCUGCUAUUCAUAAACGCCGAUUAUUGGAGCAAAUGCUUGCUCCUUCUGAUGGUGAGAGUGAAGAAGAUGCCGAAGACGGCGUACUCGUUGUGUACAGUGAUGAAAAGAUGGACUUUAACGUGGUUGAUAAUUGCACUAUUGUGCAUUCAUCUGAGCCUAUCCCAGUACCAGUGAAAAAGGAAGACAUGAUGGCUAUAUCAAAUAAUGCUGAUGAAGAAGAAGAUGAAGAAAUCGAUAUUUUGUUUUAAAUCCUUUGCUUUUCUUAUUAUUCUUGUACAUUUCUCUCUUUACAUAACUUAAUCAUCCCCAUUUUCAUCAUGACAUACUCACAUAUAUAUAUCUCUUCUUUUCUUAGCGCGCAACCCAUACAAAAAAGUAUUCAUUGUAUUUAAUCUUUGAAAAAGUAAUUUUAAAAUAAAAUCUCUAGACGACGGCAUGUUACCAUAUAAAAAAAUCUCAGAUCGAUUUUUAAACUUACCCGACACUCGGGGGGCAAAGACUAUCUCUCUCUUUUCUUUCUUUUAUGAC
Rhizopus microsporus ATCC 52813 is the source of this 2217-nucleotide messenger RNA. RefSeq lists its product as uncharacterized. The record is from RefSeq and is a predicted model, not a curated record. The transcript is spliced from 4 exons. Lineage: Eukaryota; Fungi; Mucoromycota; Mucoromycetes; Mucorales; Rhizopodaceae. Bases 228 to 1937 code for a protein of 569 amino acids.